This is a messenger RNA of Raphanus sativus (radish), 448 nucleotides long. RefSeq lists its product as uncharacterized. The transcript has 4 exons. The record is from RefSeq and is a predicted model, not a curated record. NCBI's taxonomy places the organism in Eukaryota, Viridiplantae, Streptophyta, Magnoliopsida, Brassicales, Brassicaceae. Bases 74 to 448 code for a protein of 124 amino acids.
AGUUAUUUUAAUACUAAACGUCAUUUACUAUUGCUACUAUUAGUUUUCGUGAGGCUUAACUUUCGAACAGAAAAUGGGUGUAUUCCCUGGGUUUGGUAGCUGGAUCAAUCAGAACAGUCAACAGCCUCUUAAAGCAGAGGCCAAGAGAUCUGAAAAUGUGGACUCAGAGGAAGACGAUUUUAAAUAUCCUGAUAAGAUCUAUUUUGAUCUAAAUGACGAGCAGAAGCAACUAGAUCUUUGGCAUGAAGCAGAGAAGAAGCAUCCAUGGCAUAAUGCAUCUCCUAAGAUCAAGGUGACACAUGAAAAUGGUUUUUACCAUAUGAACAUAGAAAUGACCGUAGGGCUGCAUCCAGAAUUGCUCUACGGCUAUUUGAUUGAUCCAGGAAGUGGUACAUUUCACGAUUUGCGCAAACGGCGCCAACUUAUGAUCCAUAACCCUGAUCGAUAA